Bombus pyrosoma is the source of this 2619-nucleotide messenger RNA. RefSeq lists its product as uncharacterized. Bases 1690 to 2544 code for a protein of 284 amino acids. The transcript has 5 exons. The record is from RefSeq and is a predicted model, not a curated record. NCBI's taxonomy places the organism in Eukaryota, Metazoa, Arthropoda, Insecta, Hymenoptera, Apidae.
AAAGUACAUUCCAAAUAGAAAGAGUUCUAAAUUAUAUACAUAUAUCUUUUUCGUUUUCAAGUACUGUGUUCAUUCCGUUUUUGUCUCAUACAUGAUCAACAUAAAAAAUGUAUAAUUUUUAGAAAGUAAUCAAUUCAAAUAGAUAUAGAUUUAUUAUAAAUUUUAAAUAUUCAUUUUGUAGUGGUAUAUUAUUCAUUACAUUACUAAUACAACAACUUUCUUUUUUAUUAUUCUUUAUCAUAAUAUUUCUGCAAUUUUUCUAAUUAAUAAUAACAAUAUAGUAAUAAAAAAAGCAUGAUGAAGAAUUAGAUAAGAAAUCAUCAAAAGAAAUCACGUAAGAAAUAAUUUUCUUUAACUUUAGAAGUCAAAUGUGAAGAAAUGUAAUCUCUUAUUUCUUAGUCAAAUAUUUUGUGAAGACUGAGUUGCUUUUGGAUAAAAAUAUUUGAAAUUUGUCUAAAAAUGUUGUCUUUACUCGAUGUUGCAGUAAUAUCUUAAAUGAAAUGUUAUUAUAUAUAAAAUAUUAUAUUUAAGCGAACCAUUUUUUACAGUACUUUUAUAUUACAUUUUAUUAUGACAUAAUAUAUAAAUAUUACUUCAAUCAUAUGUUAGUUAAUUAACAGAAUCUCAUAUGUAUAAUUUAUUUGCAAAAUACUUAAUUAUUUUAUAUUUCAAGUUAUAUUUUUCUAUAUUAAUAUGACAUUAAAUGCAUUAUUGUACAUGAUAUAUGGCCUAUAUUUCUGAAAAUUUAUUUAAAAGUCACUUUAAUUACACAAUGAGUGGAAUAUGUUUAUUGCUAUGUCCAUCUUUUUAUUAUAAGACAUUUAUUAUAAUUUUACUAAAAUACUACAUUGAAGUAGUCAAUAUUGAAAUAAUGAGUCUAAAUCUAGAUAUAAACACAGCAGUUAUUAUAAUCUUAAUUACAUACUAAGAUUUGUGCAAUAUCAAUAGAUGUUGCUAUACCUAAAACAAUCUGUAUAUGAUUUGUUAGAUUGGUAAUUGUUUCAUACAUAGUAUCAUGUGUUUAUAAUACGUUUCUAAAUUAAUUAUUUGUACAUAUUAAAUCUAUUUGAAAUUUUUUGUUACUUAAAGGAUAAAUUUUAUAAAAACAUUAAAUUUUAUAAUAACUAACAACUUGUAUUUUGUUCAAGCUAAGUUUAUAAUAUUAUUUACAAUUACAUAAUUAACAAACAAAAGUACUUAAAAGACAGCAACAUUAUAAUAAAUAGAUUUUAAGAAAAAUUAACAAAUUUUCAUAAAAAAGUAUAAAAUGUUGUCAUUAUUGUACUUACCAUGAUAAUGAGAAUAAAUAAAUUAUUAAUGGUAACAGAUUUGUAAUGUUUUGUAUAUAUUUUCUUUAAACAAUUUUUUCGAACAAAAACUUUAUAUACGAGAUUUGUAAGAAUACUUUAAAAAAUUGAUGUCAUUACGUCGUAAAUCUAAUCUUUGUCCUCGUUAAAUCUAACAGAACUCCUAGCUGAAAUAAUAACAUCCUGAUUCCUGUCACACCAUGUAUGCAAGUAUAUCUUCAGUUAGUUCUUGUAUCACUUGAAGAAACAACAUAAUAUCUAUUUAUUCAUUUUAUUUAAUGAAUAUGAAUAUGUGCGAUAAAUUAAUUAUUAUUGUGUGAUAUUGUUAAACAUAUAUAUCUAUAAAUAUUAUUGUAAAAAUUGUGUACUUCAAUCAAUUACAAUGUUCGUAACUAGUAUAUUAAUAUUGAAAAUAUUAUUAUUGAACAGUAUUUUGGCAGAAUGGAUAGAUAUGCCUCAAUUUUCUAGUGAGAAAAAGAUAUAUAGAAUACCUACAAUAAAACAAGAUCAUUUUUAUAAAUUUGCUCAGAAAAAUGCGGAAGAUCAGUUCCAUUAUACAUAUCAAGAUAUUACUUAUAAGGAUGCAAAAACAAAACAAACAGCAGUUAAUGAAAGUGGAAAAUACAAUUUCCAUAAUAUGAAAGAUAAUAUCAAAAAAGAAUCAACUGUUUUUGAUCAAGAAAAUGUGUUUGUAUCUAAUCCAAAAAAAUAUAAUGAUAUAGCAGUUCCUUCAAUGACCAAGGAACGGGAAAGAAAUAAACAGUAUCUAAAUGAAUCUUUUACUUUUAAUGAUGCAGGACUAUUGAACUAUCUUCCAGUAGAUAUACUUAGAAGUGUUCAUUAUACUUUAAAAUCUCAACCAACAUCAAUUGAUGGAAAAAUUCAAUUUUUAAGAACAUUUGAAAAUACAUUAAUGAUUGAAAUAGAAUCCCAACUUGCAGGAAGUAUAAUGGUUGCUCGCAAAAGAAGGGGUACCGAACAUUAUGAUCACAGUUAUGAUCAUGAGCAUGCAGCUGGAUUUCCCUCCAUAGAAGGUGCACUUAUGGCUAUUUCAUUUCUCACGUUCGCUGUGUAUCUGGUUAGAUUGGUCAUGCUUUUAUUCAGAAAUAUGAAUAAUUCUGCAUCAACUACUACAGCUACCUUACUUCUUGGCAGAAGAAAAAAAUCAAUAGACAAACUUGACGAUGAUGCGACAAUUAUUCUUAAAAAUUUAUAUAACUUUUCUUCUAAAUUUUAAUAUAAAAAGAAAGUUACAUACUAAACAAAUAUCUUUAGCAUUGACUAUAUUAAAAUCUUCAUAAUCAAAUCUCUA